CAACCCAAGCACACAGCGCUGCACACACCUGAAUAUUUUCAGUGCCAGGUGACAAGACAUCGACGAAGACAGCGACACGAACUGGGAAAGGACCAAGGAUGAACCUGAGUUCCAUCCUGAGGAGUGUGAGCAAAGGUCUAGGCCUCGGGGUAGCCGCAAAGAAAAAGGACUCGGAUCGUCCACUAUCCACUUCCCAUCAGGAUUCCAACUCGGUCGCCACAUCCUCUUCGAGUUGCCUUUCCAAGAACUCUGACUUAGAUCCUGUUUCCAGUCUUCUGAUUCCCUCGGAGGACGAAGAGGACCCCACUCCCGGCGAAAAUCGUUUGGCUUCGGCUGCGGCAAACCUGAGUAAAAAUCAGAAUCCCUACCAACAGACCAUUCAACAGAUCCUGCAACUGGUGAACGAGCUGGAGCACACAAUUUACGAGGAUCGGCAGCAGGAGUUCAAGCUACGAAUGGCCCUGGAUCGGCAAACGGAACGGGUUCAGGAAUUGGUAUUCUCCCUCGAUAAGGAGAAGAAGCGAAACGGGCGACUGGCCCAGCUGCUCCGGGGAAUCGAUACUUCCAGUGACGCGGAAAGCGAUCCGGAGGAGAAGGUCAUCAGCGGAUCCCACAGGAAUGUAAAAUCUAUCGGGGACUUGUACGAUUCCAUCAGUCCCCUGCUCAUGCAACAGCGCUACGAUGAGCUCUCGAUAUCCCAUCGUCAGAGUCGCCGGCAGUUGGCAAAGAAGGAAAAAGCUCUUAAGGUCCUGAAAUGCGAAACGGAACAGUUGCACUCCAAAUACGAUGAGCUAUUCGAUGAAUAUCGAGGUGAACAGCGUCGUUUUGAGGUACUGUGUGCUCGAUAUAUCCAGAUGCAGUUGAAGAGGAAGCAGCAAAUCUUCAAUCUGAAGAAUACACUCGGUCAAGCCAGUGAGUGUAUUUACCACGCCCAGGUGGCCAUCGAUGAGUGUUGUCAACGGGAGAAGUCGCCCAUUUCGCCAGAGAAUCUGCUCAACUUCCACAAAAAUCUAGAGUGCUUCAUGGAUGCCCUUAGAAACUGCUGCUGCCUGCGAAAAGUCCACGAGCUUCAGCAACAACAGCUCGAGAAAGAAAAUGGGGAAAAGAACCAAACCGAUGAUGUAGUGACCCCAAAGGCCAAGGAACCCUCCAUCGCCAGUAGCGAAACCUACGUUCGGAAUUCCCGUUCCCAGUCGAAACGCCACAUCCGUCGUUACAGACAUUCAAUUCGUUAAACCUUUACUUGUAGUUACUCCUUAGCAUUUGGUUAAUUGUGAAAUUAUUUUUCCCAUUGAAAAUUGCUUCAUUUAGCAAAUGAAAAGUGUAAAAAAAGCCAAAAAU
Messenger RNA from Drosophila takahashii, 1341 nucleotides. RefSeq lists its product as uncharacterized. The record is from RefSeq and is a predicted model, not a curated record. Lineage: Eukaryota; Metazoa; Arthropoda; Insecta; Diptera; Drosophilidae.